Molecule: messenger RNA, 3850 nt
Organism: Cyprinus carpio (common carp)
Lineage: Eukaryota; Metazoa; Chordata; Actinopteri; Cypriniformes; Cyprinidae
Product: centrosomal protein cep57l1-like
Exons: 12
Coding region: 288-1769 (493 amino acids)
Cellular component (GO): centrosome
Molecular function (GO): gamma-tubulin binding; microtubule binding; identical protein binding
Source: RefSeq, a predicted model, not a curated record
ACUGCAGGGGCCCCGCCACCACUUGUUUAUCUCAAAACCCUUUACCCUUAUGAUUAAUGCAAAGCUUUCUCCAGAUAUUCAUAAAUCUUAUUCAAUGAAAAUUUGUGAGCUAAUAUCUGAAAAUAGAGCAGAUGCGGAACCACUGAGAGCGGUAAAAGAAGAGGGAAAUUUGAACCUGGGCGGCGCUCUCGGCUACAGCUGUUAACGUGACACUCUAUCAGCUAAUUCAUCUGCACCUCGAUGAAUACAUCCUUUAUUCUUAUGUGUAACGAAGAGACGGAUUCAUAAUGGAUCACUUCAGAGAUCAGAGUCUAAAUCUGGACUCUCCGUCUAAACAUAGUUAUGUUGGCAGUUAUUACAAGCCUCCAGAGAAGCUGUCAAGACCUCUGUAUAUGAACGCAGAAACACAUCCACUGGACAGGAAGAGCUCAGGUUAUCAAGACAUCAGCCCACAACUUUAUCAGACAGUACCUGAUGCUGGAAGCAGAGCAGUGAUAUCAGCCCUGAAAACACUGCAGGAGAAGAUGCGACGCUUGGAGCUGGAGAGAGUUCAGGCAGAGAGGAACGUCCAGGAUUUCUCUCAGACUGUUCGAUAUCAGGCGGGUGCUUCUGCGCAGAGAGAACCGGAUCACGGCACACAAGAGAAUCGCUCUGCACAGAGGAAAGAGCUGGUUUCUAAGCUUCACUCUGCAGAAACACGAUACUCUCUGCUGGAAAAACAGAUUGACUACAUGAGGAAAAUGGUGGAGUGUGCGGCGAGAGAGAGAAUCACUCACACAGACAAGCAGGACUCUGUGUGUAGGGAGAACACACAUACAGACCCACAAAUGCAGACACACCUCAACAAAUUGGAAAGACUGGAAAAAGAGUAUCUAAAACUCACCAGUACACAGUCUAUUGCUGAGAGGAAGAUUGAGCUCUUAGAACAGAAACUUUUAGAGGAGCAACAUGAACGCAAACUUGUGCAGGAGAAAGCAGAGGAGUUGCACCGAGAGCUUGAAAACAAUCUCAUCUCCCUUUCUGCUGUGACUCAACCUAAAAGCAAGAAAAAGAAGAAAGAAAAGGCCUCUUGCAAGGUAAAAAAAAAAAAAUGCUCUGCAGUGGAUGCGCCCCCCACUCCUAAGGCUAAACGCCUCCCAUUUGUGGCUGGAACAUCGACCAGUCCCAGUCACUCAGUCAAUGCCAAUGUUCAGAGUGUGUUGCACCUGAUGAAGCACAGAAACCCACGGCUGUGUGAGAGAGUCAGUGCUCUGCAAAAGUCGGGUUCUGAGAACCAGCGGGCCGAGCGCAGACCUCCGUCCUCCCCCAGCAGAGCAGCUUCAGCACUGGGCAGCCUCUCUGAUGUUCUGCUCGCCCUUCAGGAUGAACUGGGACAGAUGAGCUUUGAACACCAGGAGUUGGUCAAGCAGAUAGACGAGACCUCUAAACGAGAGCUUCAUGACGAUCUGGAGCGAGAGCUGGACUGUCUGGUCAAGAGAAUGGAGGAGAAAGCAGCUCAAAUCUCCAAACUGCGCAAACAUCAGCAAACAGUUCAGAAACUCUCCCAACGAUCUUGUAGCCCCAGGAAGGAGCCACAUAGGGCUGCCAAUGUAGAGGGCAAAACCAGGGCACAGAGUGGGGUACAACCAUUGCCACCAUCCCCUGUCAAAGCCUCAACCAGCAAGGGACAGAAACAGAGCGGGAGCAGUCAAGAGUCCCUGAGGCUCCUCAGAGAGACACAGAAACUGUGCUCUGGCCUCCGCAAACAGGACAUUGCAUGGGAGACAUAGAUUCAUUGUCCCGAAACACAUAUCCGGGGCUUUGAAGAGUUGCAGCUCAAGAGGACAGUGGAAUGACACCUGAUCUUCACCCUCAGAAGAUCAGAAAACACUGUUUCACCUGCAUCUUAAUUCAAAUUUUUACUCAAAAAUCUAUAUACCUCUCAAUGACUUUAAUGAGUUUUUAAUUGAUUUUUAUUUCUGUUGGUAAUAUGUUUUUGUUUGAAUAAGUUGUGAAUAAAAUAUCUACAUAUUUUUAAGUACAGGCCAACUUUUUAUUUAUGUGCACACUAAACUCUAAUCACUUUUCACCAUCCAAUUGAUAAAAUGAAAUCCUGUCCUACAGCUUUUGGUUAGAUAUGUUGUUUCAACUAGAAAUAAGACAAAUAUAAAUAUUUAAAUGAACAUUUUACACAAUCACAACAAAUGGCUGUUGAUAAGACUUUUUACUUCUACUCAAAGUGUGAGAAAAUAAUACCAGGAAAUGUAAUGCUGGUGAUGAAAAAUGUGAGGGAAAAACGAGUAUUGUUGCAGCAUCAGCUUUUGUGUUGUUUCUUUCUUAUGAGAUUUACAAUCAGCUGACACAUUGUUUCCUCCACUGUUUCCACAACAAAAUGAUCCCAUUCUCUGACAUCUGAUCUUGUUACAACCACAAACCAGAGUGAUGGUUUAAACCUUGAGAAACCACAAAUAUGAAUAUACAAAUAUAUAUACACACACACACAGUAAACAUUUGAAGUGGAUCAAAACCUUUCAUCAAAGUUGUCCUAAAACCGAAACAAUACCUAUUCUUGUCGUAGGACAACUUUGAUUAACUUUUUUGAUCCACUUCAAAUGUUUACUACUGUAUGUAUAUGUGUAUAUAUAUAUGUAUGUAUGUGUAUAUAUGUAUAUAUAAGAGGAAAGCAUUCUAAUUGUAACCAGGCAGAGAAGAUGGACUCUGUUUUGUUCAGUGGGUCUUAUUGGAUUAUGGUCUGUGACAGUACAGAUUAAAUCAGUAUUGCAUAAACUUAUUUAAACACAGGAAGCACUGGCAAACACACACAAUGUAAUAUCAUUAAUUCUUGGUGCUCACAACCCUUGAUUUUGGCAAGAUGAUGACAUCGGCAUGUUAACCAGAUUUGACUGGUUGUUACAGUACAUCACGCAAAAUGUCCUUGUAAUACUGCAUUUUUUUCAAAUGAUUCAUGACUCUUACGGUCAUAUUUUCAGUAGAGUGGUACAGGGGGAAAACAUUGAAUCCCAGCACAUGCACAUCCUGUUCAGAGAAGAAAUCUGAGCAUUUGAUGCAAAGUAAGCAAGAACGGAGUUGACCCUCAGGGUGAGCGCAUAUCCUGUUAGUUAAACAUUACAGAGUGUGUUUUAAGGACUGCUUUCUAGGACAUAGUGACAUUGAAAAAGAUGAACUAUAAUCCAGUGAUUAAAAGACGUUUUAAUGAAUUCUAACUGUACUUUUGUUAACUUUUAUCAUCUCAGGGCUCUUUAUUCUAAAUAAUAUCAGAGAUUCUUCAAACUGGCCAAUGGAAGCCCACUUUAAAAUAAAUCAUGUCAUGUGAGAUACAAAGUUGCAACUGUGAGAUAAUGAAAAGUCACACUUGAGAGAUACAUAGUCACAAUUGUGAAAAAAUCACUUUGCAAGAUUUAAUGGUGCAUCGGGAGAUAUAAAGUCGCAAUUAAUUUUAUUUAUUUAACUUUUUUUGAGGUGGGAAUGAACCUCUAGUGGAUGUAACCAUAUAUAGUACUGAAAAGUGACAGUCACAAAGGUUUCUUAAAGAAAAAGGCAACACAAAACACCCACAACAGUUUUACAAUACUCAAACUUUAAUUAAUUAAUUAAUCACAUUUUCAACCUAAUUGUGAAUGCAGAUCUGAAACACAAGAACAAAAGAAAGAGUUCCAGAGAAAUAAAACCAACACAAUAGAGCAUAAAACUAUUAAGGCAGACUUUCUGGAUACAGACGCAACAGUAAGUGUCUUCUAAUUGACAAGAUGUGGGGCAUGUGCAUGUUUAUGUGAAGCAAUAAAAAAAAAAUACACUACUGGACAGCAGGCCAUAGGUAAUUACAGUUAUUAAAAAAAAAAAAAAAAAAAAA